Gopherus evgoodei (Goodes thornscrub tortoise) is the source of this 1175-nucleotide messenger RNA. It is a transcript of the gene METTL1, whose product is annotated as methyltransferase like 1. Gene Ontology annotation, biological process: tRNA methylation; RNA (guanine-N7)-methylation. The record is from RefSeq and is a predicted model, not a curated record. Gene Ontology annotation, molecular function: tRNA (guanine(46)-N7)-methyltransferase activity. The coding region runs from base 20 to 832 and encodes 270 amino acids. The transcript has 6 exons. Lineage: Eukaryota; Metazoa; Chordata; Testudines; Testudinidae. Gene Ontology annotation, cellular component: tRNA methyltransferase complex.
GCGGGGUCCCGGGGGCGCCAUGGCGGGGGCUCCGCCCCAGAAGCGCUUCUACCGGCAGCGGGCUCACUCCAACCCCCUGGCGGACCACACGCUGCGCUAUCCCACAAAACCUGAGGAAAUGAACUGGGCUGAGUACUACCCUGAGUUCUUCGCCCCAUUGACCAAAGAUGACCGUCACGAUGACCCGAAGGACUCCGAGGAGAGAGCGAAGCCCGCGGUGCAUGUUGAAUUUGCUGAUAUUGGCUGCGGUUAUGGGGGCUUGUUGGUCGAGUUGUCACCCCUCUUCCCCAACACCUUAAUGCUGGGCCUGGAGAUCCGAGUGAAGGUCUCGGAUUACGUCCGUGACCGGAUCCAGUCUCUGAGAGCAUCUCAUCCUGGGCAGUACCAGAACAUCGCCUGUAUCCGCAGCAAUGCCAUGAAGCACCUACCCAACUUCUUUCACAAGGGGCAGCUGGCCAAGAUGUUCUUCCUUUUCCCGGACCCGCACUUUAAGAAGACCAAGCACAAGUGGCGGAUCAUCAGCUCUACGCUGCUGGCUGAAUACGCCUAUGUCCUGCGCGUUGGGGGCCUGGUGUAUACCAUCACCGACGUGGAAGAGGUGCAUGAGUGGAUGGUUGGGCACUUCAGUGGGCACCCGCUUUUCGUCCAGGUGCCCUUGGAGGACUUGGGCAGCGACCCUAUCGUGGGGCGCCUGGGGACCUCCACCGAGGAGGGAAAGAAAGUCCAACGGAACGGUGGCAAGACCUUCCCUGCUGUCUUCCAGCGCAUCGAAGCCGAAGCCCUGCAGGAGGCACUGGGCACAGAGCCGUGCCGGAGGGCUCCGGACACAUGACUGUGGACCGGAGAGACGAAUUGUCACGGACCGCAUCCUGCAGCCGUGCAGCAUUCCGGGGAGGCCUGUGCCCCUCACCUGGUGCUGCCGGGGCAGAAAGGCUGGUGGCCUGGCCUGGAUCAUGAUGCCAGCGACAGCCCUCGAUGCCGUGAAUACAGGGAGGCUGGUGCCUCUCCUAACGAGAAACGCAUAAGGAGUGUCCCAAGCAUCCCCUUAGCCUUGCCUGGUGCUGCUGCUGCCCAUGAACUCCCGGAGCCAUUGCUUUUACUUCUGAGACUGUGCCGGGCAGGGGCCGGCUGCAGCUUCACUCACGUUUGAUUUCUGAAUAAAGCGUAAACUCCCA